AAUUUUUUCAAUUUAUUUUUAUGCAAAAAUAUUUUUAAUUUUAUUCAUUUUCACUAUAAAAGGCCCAAAAAAGUGAGCCAAAGUCGCUAAGCAAAGCGACGGUUUUUUUUAUCAUUUUGGGAGUUUUGGGAGUCGGAGAAGAUUGACGGAGACGGAGAGCUGAGAAGAAGACGAUGCUGAGAGGGAGGGAAAGCCUAAUCCGGCUGGUCGGAAAACGCCGUCGUUUCCUUCCCCAUCGUCAAGCUUUCCUCUCCGCUCCUUUCCAGAGCUCGUUGAAUUUUCGUGGUGAUGGAGAUGGGGAAGUGGGUAAUAAUGGAAAGAUGGAGUCUUUGGAAGGUGGAGGAGGGGAACAUGAAGGAGAAGAAGAUAGUGUGGAAGUGAGCUGCCCAGUUUGUGGCAACAAAGUGAGUGGGAAUAAUACCGCCAUUAACUCUCAUAUAGAUGUGUGCCUACUGAGAGGAACCAAGCGGAAAUUGACCCAACGCACACUUCUUGAAAUGAAGUUCUCCCAAAAGUCAAAAGUUCAAAUUCAUACACCUGUCUUGGAGCCGUUAGGAAAUAGUUUAUUUGAUAAUAUUGUACAGGAUUCCAUUCAUCGAUUGAGUGAUUGUGGUGCUUCAGUUGAAGUAAAUGGAAGCAAUUUGUGUGGGUCAGUGUUGAACUCAAAGUCUGUGACGGAAACUGACAUAGAUGGUCGAUCUAAAAACACAGUCAAUUCUGACAGGACUGACAUCAAUGUUGAUGCCCCUUCAUUAUUGUUAAAGAAUGAGGUGCCUGAAUGUGAUUUUGCCAUGUCUAUGGAUGACAUUUCUGGCACGAUUCUUGAAACUUUUAUUGUAGGUCGUAGGUUUAGUAAUGAGAAAGAGCUAAAUCCUGGGGAAAAUAUUAUUCUUGUAAGAGAUCCUCAUAAUGCUAAGGAUCCCAAUGCUAUUGAGGUUAUUUCUUCAGAUACUGGAUAUUCUAAAGUGCUUGGUUUUCUUCCUCGUGAGUUAGCUCGAUAUUUAUCUCCUUUAAUUGACAAGUGCUGCCUAAGAUUUGAGGGACAGGUUACUUCUGUUCCAGAGUGUUCAUUUGAUAUUGUUCCGAUUCAAGUUAGCUGUCGUAAAAUUGUACUAAAUGGCAAUAAAGAAAACAAUAGCAUUAAUUUUUUCAGAUAUUUAUGGAAUAAUGCUCUGCAAGUAAUUGAAUCCGCAAAGAAAAGUUCAACUAGUACAACAAAAUAUCAGCAGAACUUCUGUGUCUUUGUACAAGAAGUUUUAAGAAAUAAUUCUCACCUUUUUGCAGACGAUGAAAAAGAUUUUAUGGAAUCAUUCAAUUCUUUGUCAGAUGAUAGUCAGAGGCUUUUUAUUCGUCUUUAUACACGUAAAGGGCCAUGGUUUCGGAUGUCAAGUAUUUCCUACCCAGAAAUAUUGGAUCCUCAAAAGGCAGUGGAAGAGCUCUCUGAAAAGGGUUACACAUGUUCCUUUGAAGUUAAAACCAAGCCACAUGAUGAUGAUUUGAGUAGGAUUGUGAAUUUGCUGACUGUAGCUGAACUACGUGAAAUUAUGUGCACACUUAAGAAGAAUUGCAGUUUUGGCACGAGAAAGCAGGAUCUUAUUGCGUCUCUACUUUCUAUAUACAAAGAUGGAUUCUGCUCUCGACUACCUGGUAUGAUUUUGGAUAAAACAUGUGGUUGUAUUUCCAUAUCUUCAAAAGCUGAAGCCCUUUUCUGGCGUGCUGAGAGGCUUUUCUUUCUAAAUGGAGAGCAGGAUCUGUCAGCAUUUUUGUUAGUUGAUUUGGGCAUAGUCAAGUACCCAACUUACAAUUGCAUAAUUACAGAACAGAUUUUCUUGGGUUGUGAUGACCUGCUUGCUUAUGAAGAGGCCAUUGAAGUGGCUCAAAUGAUUGAUGAAUCCCUUGAUGAAAACAACAAUGAAUUGGUGUUGAGAUGCAUAAAGAUAGCUCAGUCCCAUAUAUCCAGCACACCUAUGAAAAUAACUGAAUCGUCAAUCUCCAAAUCAGUGGUUUCAUUUCAUUUUUCUUUUUCUGCAUCGUGGGUCUACUCAAAAGUCAUUUUGUUAGGAAUUUCCUUUUUCGAGCGUGAACGUAGGUAUAAUGAUGCAAUAUAUUUAUUGAAGCAGCUGCUAGAGUGUUUCACUUGUAAUGGUAGAAGAGGAUAUUGGAUGCUGAGGUUGUCAGUUGACUUGGAGCAUAUAGGCUGUCAUGAUGAGAGCCUUUCUGUUGCUGAAAAUGGAUUACUGGACCCCUGGGUACGUGCUGGUUCAAGAAUGGCAUUGCAGAGGCGGGUCCUUCGAUUAGGUAAACCACCAAGGCGCUGGAAAAUUCCUGAUUUUGCAAAGUCUGUCAAGAGGAAGAUUAAUGAGGUUCAUGUUCUCGGGAGACCUUUGAAUUCAGAGACAGGUACAAAGAGCAGAUUCUAUGGAGAAGAUGGGGAACAAUGUGGGGUGGAGGAGCUUGCACUACAGUAUUAUGCUGGGGAAGGAGGUGGAUGGAAGGGUGUGCAUACAGAGUCUGGCAUUUGGCUGACUAUUUUUGGGCUUCUUAUGUGGGAUGUAAUGUUUUGUGAUGUGCCAAACGUCUUCCGUACCAGGUUUCAGACUGCUCCUUUGGACUUGGAGACUGAUAGCUUUUAUCUGGUCCGAAAGGACCAAAUAGAAUCUCACCUUAAGAAAAUUCAUGAUGGAAUGGCUGAGGAGAUUCUCAUCACAUCAUGGCAAUCACAUCAGGGAACAGCUUGUAGAGGAGUAAACUGGGACAGGGUUACCCUCUCUGACCUCCGAGCUGCUGUUGGAUGCAUUGGUGGACCAUGUUUGGCCUUAUUCUGCCGACAUCUUGCACAAGAUUACCGGAGCUGGUCAAGUGGAAUGCCAGAUUUGUUGCUAUGGCGAUUCCAUGAUGAAUACCGAGCUGAAGCCAAGCUUGUUGAAGUUAAAGGCCCCAGGGAUCGACUUUCCGAACAGCAAAGAGCAUGGCUACUGCUUCUAAUGGAUUGUGGGUUCAAUACAGAGGUAUGUAAAGUGAGCCCUGAACCAACACCUUGAUGAAGAUAUGCUGCCCAGGCAUAUGAAAUGAAACAUACAUGCAACAUGAAAGACUUGAGCACAGGAGCUUUCUGUAGAAAUUCAUUGACUUUCUGAGAAGUAUGCUUUGCAAAUUCUUUGUCAAUGAUUCUUUGAUGCAACUGGAAGGUAAAAUUGUCCAUUUAGCUGAGAAGAAUGCAAGUAUGGUAAAAGAAGUACAUGCGAGUAUGGUAAAAGGAGUUCAUGUUAGAGACAAGGUUCAGCUGCAGGCUGCGGAACAACUGCAGGGAGAGAAUUAAGGUUUCAUAAAACAGUUGGAUGCAAAAGAAAUUUUUUCUUAGGAUAGCAUAGGAGGAAGAUUGUUGUAUUUAGGAAUCCAAGGGUUUGAUUCUUCUUGGAUAGCAUUGUGUUGGUGUUCUUGUUUUUCUGGGAGCUUAAUGUGGGAAUCUUGGGCUUUAAUGGAUCAAUUGUUGGGGAUUAUAUAGUUUUAAUUCUUGUUUACAUUUUGGGGUUUGUGAAUUUGUAUUGAAUUAACUCUUGUACUUAAUAUUGGACAUACGGAUUAAUUCCUAGUGGGGCUUAUGCUUGUAAAUUUCUUAAAUAGAUGAAAGUUAUUUUGUCUUC
Messenger RNA from Ziziphus jujuba (common jujube), 3644 nucleotides. RefSeq names its product fanconi-associated nuclease 1 homolog. Gene Ontology annotation, cellular component: nucleus. The record is from RefSeq and is a predicted model, not a curated record. The coding region runs from base 174 to 3041 and encodes 955 amino acids. Gene Ontology annotation, molecular function: 5'-3' exonuclease activity; hydrolase activity, acting on acid anhydrides, in phosphorus-containing anhydrides; zinc ion binding. Gene Ontology annotation, biological process: interstrand cross-link repair. The transcript is spliced from 15 exons. Lineage: Eukaryota; Viridiplantae; Streptophyta; Magnoliopsida; Rosales; Rhamnaceae.